GAGACCUGGAGCAAACGGCUUGUGUGUGUCUCCUCCAAGUGGCAAUGUGUAAGAAUGCAUCUGUGAGCAGAAGCCACCUACCUCACUCCGGAGCUUGCCUUUUCGGUCCCGGAGGCUUCGUCCACCACUUCUUUUUUUUUUUUUUUUUUUAACUCAGUCGACGUCAAGACGGAGAGAGAGGGGGGGAAGGACGCAGAAUGGCGGCCGUGCCGUGCUCCAAGUGCACGGCAGAAAGAAAAGGCUUUCGGCGGGAACUUGACUCUUGGCGAUGCAAGCUGAUCCACUGCGUCGGGUUUGAAAGCAUCCUGGAGGGAAUAUAUGGGUCUAUGCUGACAAGAGACCUUAACUUAUUUGAUGACUGUGAACCCGAAGAGGUGGUUGACUGGUCUCCAGAGGCAAACUGCUCUCACUGCUCAUUCUGCAACCUUCCUCUGGAAAAAGUCAGUGAUCCAGCACCUGCAACCACAUCACCCCUCUCCUCCCCCUCUGAUUUUUCUCCAUGUCAAGCUCCAACCAUCUCUGAGAACAACCACACAGCUCACAAGUUCCUUCAAGCUGUGUUCCACAAAAAAGAUGUGUCUCCACGCUGUGAUGCCAGUAUCCCUCGGAUUGCGGAGGAGCUGAUGAAGAAGAUGAUUCACCAGUUUGCCAUGGAGUAUGCAUCCAAGUGCCUACUCCACACCAAUUCAAUGGAUGUUACAACCAGGAUCUCCUCGCCUUUAUCUGAAACGUUAGAUGCCCCCUUGGACCUGACCAUAAACCGAACUCCGGGAGUAAUAGAAAAGGAAUCUGACGCAGCAGAUGGGGUGCUCGACCUCUCCAAAAAGAACGCCGCCAGCUCAACAACUUCAUCUAACGUCAAAGCCUCAGGCUGCCCAUCUACUAUGGAUAAAGAAGAAUUGGAAGAUUUAGAACAGAGGAAGCGCCACCCGCAAUCUGCACUUUAUGUUGUCCUUAGCUCCCUCUGUCCGGCCCAUUGUUCCUUACUCUACCAGAUGCUGAAGUUGGCACACAAGGAAAAAUGUCUCUCACCCCCUGCCCACAAACACAUUCCAACAGAAACUCACGGCUGUCACUGUGGAUUACGUGCAGAUGAUGAUGCCCUUAAUGAGUGUGAAGCCGGAAGCAUUCAUUCAUUCAACUCUUCUUCACCGAAUUGUGGUCAUCAAGAUGGUGGAAGCACAGCGGGCCAUACAAGAGACUUACCUUUAAAAGGCUGUGAGGGUGUAGUGCCAUUGGACCUAAAUGACAGCUGUAUGCAAAAUUGUAGGAUACGUACUUGCACUCAAAUUUGCCCUAAGAAGCUCCACUGUACUACUAGCCAAGAUCCGCCUUCAGAUCCCAUCAACAACUUAAUGUGCUCAUUUGGUCCUUGCUCUUCCAUCCGCUGUAAUCAACAACCCCGCUCUUAUUUAUGUGUUACAAACCACACCUGUGUGACCCAUCUUAAGAAAACAACAGGAGAUUGUGAGCCCCCUCCUCCUGUCCUGAAUAGGGAGCAGAGCCCUUCUCCUCCACCCCUGUCUCCAAUCUCCUCAGAUAUUGAUAAAUUAAACGAUGAAAUGCCACCGUCCCUGCUCCACCAUAACCAGGACGAGGAAGCUGCCCCCAUGGUUAAAGAUCUUCCAGGAACUCACCAGGAGGUAGCUGUGGAUGCAGCAAAAACAGUGGAGCUUGUUCAGUCUUCGACUCCAAGAAAUAGCCAAGCUGAGAAGAACCCAAAUGUGACUUCACUGCAGGAUGUUGUGAACCGCUUCAGCGAAAAACUUGAUACCAUCAAACCUCCAGAGAAGGACCCAUCUCUGCUCUCGUCACCCAUUGAUGCUUCUGAACAGGAGCAGCUGGAUUCACCAACUGGCCAGAACAUGAAAUUUCCUGCUGAUGCCCUUCUGACUGAAAUUAUCACCACAGUGCUUCAUACACGCAGCGCCAGCGACUAUAACCUCAGUGAGCUGUUUAAUCGGCAUGAUAACAAAGAUCCCAAGUCACCUAAUACGCGCUUGCGCCGUCGCCAGGAAGUGCUUGCUGCUUUGGCCACACCUGCCGAUGGUGCCACAAUGCGAAGGCAAAGCUUGCAAAUCAAACGAGAGCUUGCAAUGUUUAACAUGCCCUACAAUAGGAGAAAGUCAUCACAAGCAAAGAGAUCACCAUUAAAAGAUGGUCAUGGUGCUGUAAAUACAUGUAGCACUUUGUUGGACUCAAACGUGACGCCGGAAGAGGAGAGAGAAACAGGAUUAAAUAUGGACUAUCAAAGAGUUACGGGGGUACUGCUGAAUAUUAUCACUCCUGAAAGUGACAUGAAUGAAGUAAAAAAUGAAACAAAGGAAAGAGAACAAUCUAAAGAGGAAAGAGAUCCAAAGCAAACAAUGUCCCAUGACCUGCAAACAAAAUUGUGCAACCAUUGUUCACAAGAUGACAUUGAGCAGUCACAGGUGAGGAAUUGCCAAACGGACAAGGUGAGUGCACUAUAUGAUGCCAUAAUUCUUGAAAACGCCCCGUCUGAUCAAGGCUGUGGCACUGAUGAGUGUGAUAGUGGACCAGUUGAAGAUCAAAAUCAUGCUACCAUUACAGAUAGUCAUCAAGGUCAAAAAUCCCCCUCCAAUGAGUCAAGGAGGUCACGGAGAAACAUCGUCCCUCCACAGCGCUUCUCCUCUUAUGUCACAGCAACGAAGAAGACGUUCUUUGCCGCUUGUUUCUCUGAAAGUAUAUUCAAUCAGAGAAGUAAGGCUAAAAAUGUUUUCACAUCGACCACCUCAGAUGUCUUACGAAAAAAUAUAGAUGGUAAUGAUGCCCAACUUGAAUCAAAAACCAAAGUAUCGAAUCUCCCUGACAAAUUGACAUCAAUUAGUAGAGAAGGACACUGUUCAUCGCAUACAGAAUCAGAAGAGCAAAGUCGGGACGUGCGACAAACUCAAGCAGUUGAAAAGACAAUGCCCACUGCCAGACCUUCAGAAGAAACACAACCACAUUCAAAAAGACCAUCAGACAAAACUACCGCAUCAAGAAGGCUCCAAUACCAAAAUGUCGGGGUUACUACCAGGUCUGCUACCUGUGCUCACAAUUGUUGUACCUCUCCAGUCCAAUACACCAGCCCAAUCAGGUUAAUGUUUGUAUCACCGGUAAAAAAUAAAGAUGGUAUUGUAUAUAGUCUAAAGUCGGCAAGGUCUGGCUCAAAUGCACAAGCAGAGGAACCCUUUGACCCCUACAAAGAGUCCUCCUGGGCAGGGACACCAGAGAAGAAGCAAAGCCAGAUGACUGAAUGCGCCAUGCCACACAUCAGGCCGACUCACAAAUCCACUACCUCUUCUUUUCAACAUGUAGGACCCUCAACAAAGUCUUCUCCUUCGCAGCGACCAAAGUCAGGUUCUUCACCAGCCAAGCAAGCGCUCUCAACACCGAGGUCUGCUUCUCCCCCAAAGUUGGGAUCCUCACCCGUCAAGUUGUUUUCCUCAUCGCCCGAGUCCACUGCUACACCACUAAAGUCAGGUUCUUCAUCAGCUGAGUCAGCUUCUGCUCCAUUUAUGCGCUGUUCUUCACCAGCUACGUCCCUCUCCUCAUCACCCAAGACAUCACCCGGAAAAUGUACUCCUUCACCUAAGUCUACCUCCCCCAAAAUAGGGUCGAAGAGAUCAGGUGAAGUUACGCCACCUAAGAAUCCAUUCAGAACGGCAAGCCGAUCACCGGGCGACUUGCAAUCAUUCCAUGAAAUCACUCCUCUGAAGAGACGCCCAGGCCGGCCAAAGAAACUGGGGCCACAUCUGGAACAGAAAGCCAAGCGGCCAAUCGGUCGACCACGUAAACAGAAGCCUGAACAUGCAGCGACAGGGACAAACGCGGCAAAUGUAUCUGCAGACCCAGAGGAGAAUGUCAACAAGAACCUGAAAAUAACUGUUGUCUACGGCCGUUCAAGACGAAACAAACGAAUGGUUUCUGAGAGCUUUGAUCAGCUCCAAACAGAAUUCCGAGACGCAUGUCGAGCAGUAGGUCUUAAAAACAACGCGAAUGGAACACAAAACUCAAAACUAAAUUCAGGUCAUCUCAAAAUGGGAUCACCAGAAUUUCCCGAGGGGUUACAUUCUGCCCACCAUGUCAAAGAAGCUCCACAGCACCCGAGCAGUAAGAUUAAAUGCCAGAAAGGAGAGAAGGCUUUACCUUUGAGGAAACCAGGUAGACCAGCAAAAGUGAAAAUCUCAGGAAUCUCUGUCACUGUUACCACAGUGUCGCCCAAGCAACGUAAAAUUUUGAUUGAGAAGGAUGCUCCCGCUCCACAAAAGAACAGGAAAGCACUCCUCACAGACUUUCAAAGUGCCAAAGAGUCCAAGACAGUCACUUGUCAAUCAGUUAGCCACAACUUGCAACCGGAGGAACAAAGAGAAUCCGAAAGUAAACCUAGUAACAAAGGACUCAAUCAACCUUUAGCUGUGCGCCAUUCAAAAAGAGUGAGCAAGCCCUCAAUUUAUUUUUUGCAUGCUGUUGCCACCUCCACAACUCGAGCAUACAGUCACAGUAACGCUCUGUUACGGCGCUCCAAACAACUCCUGCUGAGCAAGGCCUGCAAUAAAAGAAAACAAGAAAAAGAGACUAGAGGAGAACAUUCGACUGUGAAAAGGCACCGUUGCGAACAGGAGCGGAAGAACAUCUCGCAGGCUCUCGCUCGAGCGGCGGGUGUUUCUUUAGACUCAAUCUUUGCUCCAGAGGAGACACUUCGUUGGUGGGCAGCUUCAGCUGAACAGGAGACCUUGAACCAAGCGCUUGCCAGACGCAUUCAGCUCAUGUCAGACACCUGGGUCUCAGACGCCAUAGAGAACCACAGGGUAGACCUCCGAUUCAAAGUCGACACCGAAGGAACCGGUUCAUCUGUCGCCAAGUCCAAACAUUCUUCAGUGGUUCAAUCACUGUUCAACUGCCCUCCUUCUAGACCCAGAUCCUGUAGCAUGCAGCAACUCGGUUCCUGGUUUAUGGAGACCACAGAGACGCAGUCACUGGCUAUCGUCAAGAGGACGAGCGCUCGCAAUCGUUACGAAGUCAUGCACUUCCCUCGCUCUGCCAGCAAACAUGGCGUCAAGUGCCAAAGUCCUCAGGCAGAACGACUUCGCAGACAUCUCAAGAAGUUUGCCAAAAUGUUGCCAAAGAGUCCUGCCCAACAUGAAAAGGCUCAAAAAAGGUUGACGAAAAUUAAGGAAGCUCAAUCAAUUCACAACAUUAGGCAGCGACUCUUCAGUCGCAGUAGUAAAAGGGGUGUGCCCAGCCGAGGCGCGAGAAGGUGGCAUCACGUGAGCAAAUACCAGGCCGUACGACUUCGGGCAAAAAGUCGCUUCCUGACCCGACAAGAAAGGGAGUGUGCAAAGAAGGAAAGAAAAACGCAAAUAACUGCACGUGGGCCAGAAGUGGCAAUUGGAAUUAAACCAAAACUGGAAGCAUUGAAACCAGUGAAAGAUGAGUUUUCGGAAUGUUCGGAAAACAGUUCUAAAGCCCAAUCCGAGGAGCCUGUAGGUACACCAAAAGAGCAGAACAUCCGCUCUAAAGCCUGGAAUCCCGAGACCCUGAAGGAAUGCCGGGUAUUUUUGAAAAAGAUCAACUCUCCAGACAACAUAUCAGCAGAGGAGUGGGACUGUUGUACCGUGACACUGGAUAAGUCAGCCUCUGCAUUUGUGAUUGCUCGAAAGAACAGACAACUGGUAGAAGUCGUCAAAGCUGUGAAAAGAAAAGGCCACGCAAAUGGCCUGGCUGCAUCUACAAAACUGAUAGAUUCAGCCUGUGAAUCGCUGCAGGAGCUGGACGAAAUGCCUUUGGGGGAGCAGAAGGGCAAAUGUCCCAGCCUUGUGUCUGUUGAACCGCCACCAGCAAAAAAGUUGCGACAAUCGCGGAUGAAGGGCUUAAGUGGGCCAAGGUGGUGCGACUUUGUGCUUGGAAGCUAGAUGACGCACAAGGCCUUCGUCCUUCGUGGGAAUUGGACUGUGGUGUUUUGUGGUGCCUUUGGACACUGAGCUGACCGAACGGACUGACCGUUACACUACGGUUCAGUCUUUCCCUCAGCAAUUAUGUAGCAGUCUAACUUAAGAAAAGCUUGAUGUUGCACUAUUUUUAUACGUAGAAGAGAUUUGACAUUUUGAAAAAAAAACUGUUCUUUGAUAAUACAUGCCUUGUCCGGAGAGCUGUUAGUAAGACCAAGACCGACUGCAUUAAGACUAAGACAGCACUCUGCCUGAGAAAUACCUCUUCAUCACUUCCCCCUGAAACUCAGCAAACACAUUUUUAGACACAAUAGCUAGAAAGGUUCACGUGGUUUUUAAAGUUAUUAUUGCCCCCCCCCCACACACACACAUUUGAGAUCCAUUGAUCUUAUAGUCUAAACCUUUGAUCUAUCUACAUGUCGAUGCCAGGUUACGACAGUCUUACCAUCAAAAACGAUGAAGGAAUUGGCCCUCAUGCAUUUUUUUUUUCCUUGCAUAGACUUUAUUUUUUUUGUUACAAUGAAGUGUUGUUUUUGUCAUUUUCAACCCAAGCAUUUACUGUCACAAAUGGGACACUGCCAGCAUUAGAUGUACUUCUUGCACUAUCCCAUUUGCGAUUUGGAAUCCCACUUUUCAGAUUCCUCCCCCAUAUUUUGCACAUCCUAUGUUCCACUACCAGCACCUAUUGUACAAGUAGAGAAUCCUAUGUGGUGCAAUACAAACCCAGAUGUUUUUUUUUUUUCCCCUUUCGGUAUAUAGUCAUUAUUUUAUUACUGACAGAUGGAUGUACACGAUG
Molecule: messenger RNA, 6750 nt
Organism: Hippocampus comes (tiger tail seahorse)
Lineage: Eukaryota; Metazoa; Chordata; Actinopteri; Syngnathiformes; Syngnathidae
Gene: lcorl
Product: ligand dependent nuclear receptor corepressor-like
Exons: 8
Coding region: 198-5918 (1906 amino acids)
Biological process (GO): regulation of transcription by RNA polymerase II
Cellular component (GO): nucleus
Molecular function (GO): DNA binding
Source: RefSeq, a predicted model, not a curated record